AUGAUCGACGUCGAAGGUAAGAGGUCGUUCACCUCUCAGAGCAUCAAGGACGAGGACGGCAAGGUCCUUCGGGACCCCACGUUUAUUCGCCAACGGUGGGCACGGUGGUUCCACAAGCUUCUCAACACCAAGUCGACGACCAUCGACCUGCAUGCGGCUGACAAGGUCAAGCGGUGGCCCACGUGCGUGCCACUCGACGACAUCCCAUCUCUACUUGAGGUUGAGGAAGCGGUACGGGAAAUAGCCAGCAGAAAGGCCGUCGGGCCGGACGACCUACCGGCUGAGCUGAUCAAGCUUUUCCUGGACGGAGAUCAAGGUCUCCUCCGCGAGUUCCACGCCAUUGUCGUGGACGUGUGGCAGACUGGGGACGUACCACAGCAGUGGAAGGAUGCCACCAUCAAAGUGCUGUUCAAGAAGGGGGACACGAUGGAGUGCGGCAACUACCGGGGCAUCUCGCUCGUCGCACACGCCGGCAAGGUGCUGCUUAAGGUCGUCGCUACACGACUGAGCCACUACUGCGAGCGAGAGGGCAUCCUCCCGGAGGAGCAGAGCGGUUUCCGCCCACACCGGUCGACGCUCGACAUGCUUACUGCGGUGUUCGCGUGCUUCGUCGACCUCACCAAGGCAUACGAUUCGGUGGACCGAGACCUACUGUGGGACGUGCUCCGACGCUUCGGCGUGCCCCCGAAGAUGCUGGCGGUCAUUCGCCACUUCCACGAGGGCAUGAGGGCGCGCGUCCGAACGGACGACGGGCAGUACUCGGAAUGGUUCGACGUGGGCCAAGGCCUCCGACAGGGAUGCAACCUGGCCCCGCUGCUGUUCAACUUGUCUUUUGCCGCGAUGCUCAUGGUCGCCGUGGCCGAGUUCGACAAGGACCCCAANUCUCCAGGAUUCGGGGAAGGGGGCCCACACAUAGUAGCCUUUUUCAGGAAUACGCAUGAUCCUGUCUACGUACCCCCCCCGUGCCCCCGUGCUGCUAGCAGAUCUACCAUGCUCGUAUCCAGACACACGAACACCCUCCCCGGUUCGUCAAGCUGUUGA
Ectocarpus sp. CCAP 1310/34 is the source of this 1041-nucleotide messenger RNA. NCBI's taxonomy places the organism in Eukaryota, Phaeophyceae, Ectocarpales, Ectocarpaceae. The record is from the annotation of a GenBank genome assembly.